Molecule: messenger RNA, 3846 nt
Organism: Ectocarpus sp. CCAP 1310/34
Lineage: Eukaryota; Phaeophyceae; Ectocarpales; Ectocarpaceae
Source: the annotation of a GenBank genome assembly
AUGCAACAACUUCAUGACGAGUUUGCCUCCGUGGCGGUCACAGCAGCCGACAAGUUCGAUCCGGCACGUGCGGUCCAACAGUUGCGCCGCAUCUGUCACGAGCUCGGUAACCUAGGCGAUAACGUUGUGGAGGCAAGACAGUCAAAUGCUCUUCUACAAGCCGUCCCUGACAAGCAGUAUGGUUCACUCAAGACUGCGCUGCUAUGCGAGAAGCCAAAUCUCGGUGGUAGUGAGGGUCUUGGGUUCGAUGCUAUCGUGCAGCGUGCCACCGUUUUUCACGCCAUGCAAAUCCGCGGGAAAGUAUCUGACCAUGAUGACGGUUCAGGCAGCCACGGUCGUGCGUUGAACACUGUCACGCACGGAGGCGCACGUGGUUUCCGCAAACGCGGCGGACGCGGCGGACGCGGCGGUCUCCGAGGAAAUGGCGGCAAAACUGCGAACGGUUCGACCAGCUCGGACGGGAACAACAGCAACAACAGCGGCGGAACCUCCGGAGAAGCCCGCGCGGGAAAUGCGCAAGGCGCACGCGGGAAUGAUCGCGGCAGCCAGGCCUCUGGGGGGAAAGGUGCGGGAAUGCACAGGGGACGUUGCCGAUACUGUCAUAACUCCACCGAGCAUGGGUGGUACGACUGCCCGCUUCGCCUGAGGAACGAGGCGGAGGAUGCCAAAGAACAGGCGCACACCGCACAGGACUCCACCACGCAGGCAUGGUUCACGCGGGUGGAGGUGGCCGGCGAUGAGCUUGAAGAAUUCGCCAUCGCUUUCGGUAAUGACGCCCAGGAGUUGAAGGCGCUUGCUGCGGCACUGCCAGAGGAGCGCGCUGUUGAGGAGGACCCGGUUCAGGAUACGCCCGUGGCACUCCCGGAUCGUCUCUUCAUCUACGACCCGCAGGCACUGCAGGUGCCAGCUGCGGCGCUACCAGAGGAUCGCGCCGCUGGAGUCGAGCAGGUGUAUAAUGCGCCUGUGACGGCGCUACCGGAUGGCCUCGUCGUCUGCGACCCGCAGGCACUGCAGGUGCCUGCUGCGGCGCUGCCCGAAGAGCGCGCUGCUGAUGAGGACCCGGUUCAGGAUACCCCCGUGGCACUGCCGGAUGAUUCCUUCAUUUGUGACCCGCACGCACUGCAGGUGCCUACUGCGGUACCACCAGCGGAGGGUGUGGCUGGACAUGGACCAGCGGAGCGCCCGGCUGGAUCUGCGGAGCUGCCAGCGGAGGAUGCGGCUGGAGAUGGACCAGCGGAGCGCCCGGCUGGAGAUCAGCAGGCCGAGGAUGCGAAUGAGACUACCGAGUUGGUAACGUACACCAGCGGGUUUCAGGUGGAAAAGGGGGAGUCCAAGGCUGUUGGCGAUACGACACUCUACAUAGAUUCAGGGGCGUCGAGCCACAUGGUGAACGCUCAAUCUCGCAUGUUCAAACACGUUCUGAAUCCAGUGGACUGCGCCGUUCGUAUCAUCGGGUCGUGUGGCACGUCUAGCGCCACCAAGAAAGGUACCCUGAAGUUCGGGAUUCGCAAUGCUCACGAAGAAGUGGUAAAAGUGGGGUUGAACGUUCUGCUGGUUCGAGACCUAGGAACGAACAUCUUGUCGGUUGGAGCGUUGGCUGAAAAGGGGUUGAAAUGUGAUCUCAUAUCUACCCUUCCGGCGCUCCGCCGCGGCGACCGGACUUUUCCCAUUUCAACCGCUGUGCCUCGAAUGUAUAUGAUGAACGUCAUCGUCGACGACCUCAACCUGCACGAUGUAGACGUGUAUCACACCAAGGUUGACGCUCACCUGUGGCAUCGGAGGAUGGGCCACUGCAAUCCUCGUGCGCUGCAGCAGCUGGCUGACAAGGGUUCCACCGGUAUAAGCUUCCAUCGUAACAUCGAAUCAGGUGACUGCAGUGUAUGUGUAGUUGGGGACAGCAAGAAAAGCAGCCACCCGCUGUCCGAUCGCCCCAGUUCUGAGACUCGGCUUGAGAUUGUAAGCGCCGAUGUGUGGGGGAAGCCCUCUGUUAAAUCGCACGGGGGUUGCCAGAGCGCCGUGAUGUUUACGGACGACGCUUCGCGCAUGAGGUUCGGCUUCCCCAUCAAGACGAAAGGCGAAACGGCGGAGGCCCUCCAAUCACUUAUCCGGGACGUUGCCGAUCCGCUUGGGCAAAGCAUCGGUACGGUGCACUGCGAUGGCGGAGCAGAGUUCAAGGGCAGGUGCUUUGAGAUGUGCAAGUCGGUUGGAAUUACGGUCAACAACAGCCCCCCCUACGUUCCGCAAGGGGAUGCCAUCGCGGAGCGUGGGUUUGGUACAAUCAUCGGCACUACGCGCAAGAUGCUCCUGGGGGCGCCGCACCUUCCCAGCGAGCUGCUGUGGGACCCAGCGGAGUCUUGCAAAAUCACCAGCUCUGCCGAAGUAUCAUUCCGUGACAAAGAAAUGCGUGACGUGGUCAAACCCAAGGUAGGGCACGACCCGUUUCCUGCGCCCAAUGUGUCUGUUUAUCAGCCUGCCGCGGUAGAAUCUAGCGAAAGCGAAGAUGAAGACACAACCCCCACAGGGCCGCCGCCGGUGGCUCCGGGACCUCGUCGAAGCGACAGGACCUCUGUGGCGCCGCAGCGGCUGAACCUGUAUACGACGGAGGAGGAUGCGUACGAGAGAAUCGAGCAUGCCCUGGUGACGGGUAGCGACGUCGGCAGCAUCGGGAGUGGACGUCCCGGUGAAGUGGGUAAUAUGCCUGCCGACCCCGCCAACUACGAUGAAGCGGUGAGUGGACCGGACGCCGAACGCUGGAGGGCAAGCAUGGGCGAUGAAGAGCAAUCGCUCUACGACCAUGACGUUUUCGACUGGGUUUACGUGCCCGAGGGAAAACAACUGAUUCCGUCCAAGUUGCUAUUCAGGUGGACGUUCAAUCAAGACAUCAUUCCGGUCCGCCCGAAGACUCGUGUAGUGGUGCAAGGGUUUCACGAGGCUGAUACGGGGGUGGACAAGGCCGCACCUGUGGCAAGCAUGGAAUCUGUGCACCUGGUAGUGUCUCACGCCGCGUACUACGGUCUAGUUCUCAAGCAAGCUGACAUCAAGACUGCGUUCCUUAACUCCAGAAUGCCCGAGGGUGCGAAGCCCGUCUACGUGAUUCCUACGAAGGGUUUCAGGUGCACGCCGGAGCAAGCCAAACAAGUCUGGCGUUUCAAGGCGUGGCUGUACGGCCUGCGUCUCUCCCCGAAGGGCUGGAAUGGAACCUUUCACCAGUUCCUGCUGGAGCUAGGCUUCGUACCGAGCACUGCCGACCCGUGCCUGUACAUACUGCACGCGGGGGAAGUAAUCCUACUGGUGUAUGUGGACGACAUUCUGCUCACUGGGACCAACGCGGAACUAGUGUCGACCAUUAUCGAACUGAUUAAGGAACGGUUUGAAACGGUGGACAUAGGAGAUGCGAAGUUCAUCCUGGGAAUGGCCAUCCACCGCGACCGCGACGCGGGCACUAUUCUCUUGACGCAGGAGGCAUACACCAAGGCCGUACUUGCCAAGUUCGGCAUGGCCGACUUGCACCCGACGAAGACGCCGGCGGAGGUUGGACCGAUGAGCACAGUGGAGCAAGAGACUCUGACGCCGGAUGAAGCUACAAUGUUCCGGGGAUCGAGGCCGGACAUCCCACACGAUACUGGAAAUCUACAAGCUGGGGUUAUUAUUGAACUCGCAGAAGGCGUGGUAGACUCGACGGCUGCGAAGCAAACGGUGACGGCUGUCUCGUCGGCUGAGGCGGAGUAUGUUGCAAUGUCCAAGGCCUGCAAGAUAAUCCUCUACUGGCGCCACCUACUCAAGACUAUCAACCGGGAGCAGAAGGAAGCAACGAUAUUGUCCAAAGAUAAUACUGGUGCCAUUUGA